This is a messenger RNA of Anopheles maculipalpis, 1614 nucleotides long. RefSeq names its product lipase 3-like. Gene Ontology annotation, biological process: lipid metabolic process. Lineage: Eukaryota; Metazoa; Arthropoda; Insecta; Diptera; Culicidae. The record is from RefSeq and is a predicted model, not a curated record. The coding region runs from base 13 to 1614 and encodes 533 amino acids. The transcript is spliced from 4 exons.
UUUCCACGCUCCAUGAUGGUGUCAACCGGUGGGAAAUUCAUCCGCACCGCACCGGGCAUGUUGAUGGUCGCUUUCCUGCUUCUCACACACCACCGACAUGCCAGCGCGGAUGGCCUGUUUGACAACUUUAUCUCACAGCUCAUGACAACGGCCGCCACAGCGCAAAACUUCCUCGAAGACGCAUACGAUCAGAGACAGGGUCGUGGGACGGAACCACCACCAGCACUAGCGGCAGCAGCAGUAGAACCGGCACCAUCGUCAGAUUCACUUUCGCCCGUACUCAUUCCGGUGGGAAGCAUUGAGCCGGUUGAGCAACCCGUAACAACACCGCCUACUACGACCACGUUUUCGGCUGGCACGACGACGGCAUCGCCGACAACGCACGGUACGCGUGCACCGCUUCCGUUCUGGAAUCCGUUCGUUUGGUUGCGCCCGAAAGAAUCUACACCACCGUACAAUCCGGACACCGAUCUAAGUACGCCGGAAAUAGCGGUACGUCACGGCUAUCAGGCCGAAUCACACACGCUCAAAACGGCCGACGGUUAUCUGCUGACACUGCAUCGAUUGCCGUGCGGACGCAUUGGAUGCCCGGCCCAAGGAGGCAAAGGUGUGGGCCAACCCGUAUUCCUACAGCACGGACUACUCUCAAGCUCGGCGGACUGGUUGCUGAGCGGUCCGGAUAGGGCGCUAGCGUUCAUACUGGCAGACGCCGGUUAUGACGUAUGGUUGGGCAAUGCACGUGGCAACACAUACUCCCGCAAGCACGUCAGCUUCAGCAGCGAUGAAACCGCGUUCUGGGACUUUAGCUGGCACGAAAUGGCCAUGUACGAUAUACCGGCGGAGAUUGAUUAUCUGUACAACAUUCGGGCUCAGGAACGCAAUGAUACGGGGCGCAAUCUGCUGUACGUUGGACACUCGAUGGGAACGACGAUGAUCUUCGCACUGCUGGCUAGCCGCCCGGAGUACAAUGAACGGUUGGAGGCAGUGUUUGCACUAGCUCCGGUAGCCUUUAUGGGGCACGUGAAGAGUCCGAUCCGUUUGCUGGCACCCUUUUCGCACGAUAUCGAGAUGAUACUUAAAUUCUUUGGUGGCAAUGAGUUUAUGCCACAGAACAAAAUCAUUCGCUAUCUCGCGAAAUACGGCUGCGAGCUGACCGAGGCGGAAAAGUAUAUCUGCGAAAACACGGUGUUCGUGCUGUGCGGUUUCGACAAGGAGCAGUACAAUGCCACCCUAAUGCCGGUCAUCUUCGGGCACACACCUGCCGGAACAUCGACCAAAACAGUCGUACACUAUGCGCAGGAAAUUCACAACGAGGGCAACUUUCAGCUGUUUGACUAUGGCGAAAGUGAAAAUCAGCGCCGAUAUGGGCGGGCUACACCACCGGGCUACAAUUUGGAAAACAUAUCGACUCCGAUAGCACUGUUCUAUGCGAACAAUGAUUGGUUGGCCGGUCCGUUGGAUGUGGCCAAUCUGUUCAAUCAGCUACACCGCACCUCGAUCGGUAUGUUCAAGAUACCGAACGAUAACUUUAAUCACGUAGACUUCCUGUGGGGUAACGAUGCGCCGGAGGUCGUUUACAAGCAGCUGCUAAUGCUGAUGCAAAGAUACAAGUAA